UUUAUUUGUCACGCACCAACAGCAUGCUGAGUUUUUUGACCCCCACCUGAUUAUUGAUUGGGGCUUUUUCGGUAAGCCAAGCCUUUUACAGUUUGUUACAGUUUUUCAGAAGUUUUGCAGGAAAGAAACAAGGGGGGAGCGCAGCUCUUAAGUUUAGCCCUGCCGGAACCAAACAAGACCUUAUUUUUACGGAUACAGUUAGGAAUCUACUACUUAUCAGUCCAUACAUAUAGUAAUCAAAUUCCGUGGAUUCAGGCUGGCCUGCAUCCAUUCUAGGAGAAUGAAAUAGACUCGACAACAGUACGUGACUUACAGUUCGCCAAGUCAAGCAGCACGGAGUCAACGGUAAAUUUGCUUCCUGGCAAGAACAACAAAAGGCAAAGGCUGAAAUUAAGCACGGGAACGUACGACAGCUGAGUCAAGCAGCUUCCUGGCAAGAACAACAAAAGGCAAAGGCUGAAGUGAACAAAGUGAUAAAGUCUAGCUUACAGAUGGUACUAAACAAGUUGCCUCUGGUUAUAGGUUAUUUAAUAUAUAUGUGUGUGUGUGUGUGUGUGUGUGUGUGUGUCUCUAUAUACCAACCACCCACCGCGUGGCAUACUCACCCCGGGAGUAGUACUAGAGAGAGUAGCUAACAAUAACGCUCCUGACCGCCAAUGGCGCUAGCAGGCGCUAACGAGGGCGAGCAGGCUGCUGCUCGUGAGCCACCACCACCAAUAAUCCUCGCAACUUCAGCAAAUGCCCUGCCGCCGCCUGCCACACUAGAUCCUCGGCUGUUCAUGGCUGCUCGCCGCGGCGACAGCAAGCAGCUCAAGGAUCUGCUGCUGCUGGAGGACGAGGAGGAGGAGCCUGCGGCCACUGCCGUCGACGACACGCCGUCCGUGGAGGCAGCACCACAAUUUGUACUGGAAGUUGAUCCUGGGUUUCCUGGGUUUGCUCCUGCUGCUGCACCAGUACCGGCACCACUCCCGGUGGUGGUCCUUGAUGGAGGCGGGGUGACCAUGGAGGGGGACUCUCUGCUGCACGUGGUUGCAGCAUGCGGCGACGGUGAGGAAUUCAUCAAGUGUGCCAAGAUGAUCGUCCGCGACAAGGAAAGGAAGGGUGGUGCCGCUGCGAAGCGCCUGGUCCUGGAAGCGCGCAACAAGAAUGGCGACACGCCGCUGCACUGCGCCGCCGGUGCUGGGAACGCCGAGAUGAUCUCCUGCCUCGUCGCCCUUGCCAACACCGCCGACGUGAAGGCGUUCGUGAGAAUGCGGAACCAGUGUGGGGAGACCUCCUUGCACCAGGCGAUACGCGCUGCCAACAACAACGACGACAAGGUGGUCUGCAUUGACCGGCUGAUGGCAGUGGAUCCAGAUCUAGCCUGCAUCCCACAGGACGGAGAGGAGGGUGCUUCACCGUUGUAUCUGGCCAUUUCGUUAGGUGAAAUUGAGAUUGCACGGCACAUGUUGAUCAACAAAAAAGGCAGGCUGUCCUACUCCGGACCAGACGGACGAAACGUCUUGCACGCAGCAGUUUGUCGUGGGCAAGAGACGACAGGGAUAAUUGAUCCCCUUCAACCGGACGGAGUGCUGCUUAUGCUCUUGGUGAAAUUCCAUAAGGAGGCGGCCGCCCAAGGAGACCACCGGCGUAUGAGUAGUAGUAGUGAGCCUGAUCUCCUGUGGCAGCUGACUAGCCAGAGGGACGAGCUGAACGGGAGCACCCCUCUUCACUUGGCUGCAUCGCUGGGAGCGCGGCCGUGGAAUUGGCUUCUUUGCAGAUUGUAUCCUCAUCAAGUUUGGUCGUGGUCGGGUUGGCAUGCAGCCGCGGAGCUUCUGGAUGCUAACGUAUCCACGGCGUAUCAGGCGGACAAUGGGGGAUCCUACCCCAUACAUGUUGCCGCAUGGUCUGGCUACGUCAGUGUCGUCCACUUGCUGCUGAAGAAGUGCCCCGACAGCGCCACUCUGCGAGAUGGUAAAGGGAGGACUUUCCUCCAUGUUGCUGCUGAGGCGGAGGAGGAGGAGCAUGAUGUGGUUCGAUAUGUCUGUGAGAGGCCACAGUAUUCAUCGAUCCUGAAUGCGCAGGACAAGAACGGGGACACGCCGCUGCACCGAGCUGUCCAUGCUGGGAAUGUGACAACCUUCAGAUAUCUCAUUCGGAAUCGGCAGGUACGUUUGGAUGUAGCAAAUAAAGACGGGCUGACACCUCUUGAUCUCGCAUGCAGUUUGAACCCUCCAGGGUUUCAGUAUGCACUGAAUCCAAGAUCUAUUAUAGAGAAGACAUUAGCAUUCGCAGGAGCUCCGCACGGUUCUGUUCGGCCGCAGCUCUUGUAUGAGAAAUAUAUCGCUAAAAGAGACGUGGACGGAGAAUCGGAGAAGCAUACACAGGCGACGCAGGUGAUGAGCAUUGUGGCUGUACUCAUCGCUACUGUGACAUUUGCAUCAGCUUUCACGGUGCCCGGAGGUUAUCGCGCCGAGGGGACGCCCGUGCUUGCUGGGACUGGCGGCUAUGCCUUCGAUGCGUUUAUCCUCGCCGACACUUUGGCAUUCAUCUGCUCCUGCCUGGCUACCUUCAGCCUCGUCUACGCCGGGGUGCCGGCUAUGGACCUCUCCAUCCGCACCUACUACUUCAAUCUUUCGGCCUUGUUGCUGCAGAACGCAGGAAGAAGUUUCGUGGCCGCGUUCGGAUUGUGUUUGUACCUCGUGCUGGCUCCAGUGGAUCGCAUGGUUGCAGCCGCUGUCUGCGUCGUUACUUUUGCAUCUUUGCUCCUGGGAAACAUGGAAGCUUGGAAGAUCACUUGUCUGGCGAUCACGGUCCGCGCUCGAGCUGGAGUUCGACCAUAUGCGCUACGAACUUACGCACAAGCUAUUUCUUCAGAAGUCUUGGUACACUUCGGGUCCUUGAUAAUAAUCUUCGGCCUCCCAGCAAUUCGAAAGUGGGCAAGAUCAACUAAAUAAGAGUCAACAGUCCUUCGUCACCAUGCCAAGAGCACAUACAUCCAUCGCCAGGCCAAAAUAAUCGACCGUGUCUUCUGUAAAUUUAGUUUUUCAUCUGCACAAUAGUAUCAUGUGUACCCACUACUGCUGUACUGAUUUAUCUACUUUUUUAUAAUUAAAACAAACCAUGUACAGCUGCAAUGCUUCUAAGGAUUUCCGCAGCUUUGUACCAAA
Molecule: messenger RNA, 3149 nt
Organism: Panicum hallii
Lineage: Eukaryota; Viridiplantae; Streptophyta; Magnoliopsida; Poales; Poaceae
Product: ankyrin-2-like
Exons: 5
Coding region: 657-2936 (759 amino acids)
Cellular component (GO): plasma membrane
Molecular function (GO): protein phosphatase regulator activity; protein phosphatase 1 binding
Source: RefSeq, a predicted model, not a curated record